This is a messenger RNA of Neocloeon triangulifer, 1733 nucleotides long. RefSeq lists its product as uncharacterized. The transcript is spliced from 2 exons. Bases 145 to 927 code for a protein of 260 amino acids. NCBI's taxonomy places the organism in Eukaryota, Metazoa, Arthropoda, Insecta, Ephemeroptera, Baetidae. The record is from RefSeq and is a predicted model, not a curated record.
ACUCAGGUGAGGCGUGUACCUGAGCAAAUCCACCUUGCGAGGAUAUAGCGACGCGUGCCCCACAUUUGGUAUCACCGCGGCGGUCAACAGCACCGGCUCUGCUCACUCGGCGUUCAGUUCCCACUCAGGCAGCCCCGCAGCAACAUGCUCCGCGCCCUCGCAGUGCUCCUCGCCGCGGCCACGUGCGUCCUGGCCCAGGCGACGCCCUGCGCCGACCUUUUGACCUGCGCCACCGUCGGCAUCGACCAGGGUCUGCGCCAAAUGCAGAGCAGCUCCCUCUACCCUUUGCUCGGCAAAAGGUUGUAUCUGGAAAAGAGGGAGGACGUGCAGAACGAGCCUGACCUGACUCAGGGCAACGUUUUCCAGAGGGUCGGAAAACUGCUGGACACGCACAAUGUCAAGGCGCCCAUAACCGACAAUUUGUCCGUCAAGCUCUUCAAGACGCCGCAGGGACCGUUUGACAUUUCGCUUGACGUCGCCUCGCCGGAGACUAACGCUCAGGGUCGUACCUUCUUCAAGCGCCGCCUUCAAAUGGCCCUGCUGCCCAUCAUGUACAAGCUGGGCGUGAUGACCACCCUGAUGGGCGUGCUGGUGGUGAUGGUGGCCAAGAGCCUGGCCAUCGGCGUCAUUCUGCUCAUCCUGGCCGUCUCGAGCGCCGUCAAGCACAAGCUGUACUGGGGCGGCGGCGGCCACGUGGACGCCCACUCUGGCGGCUACUCGGCCCCCACCGGCUGGGCCCAGGCCCCGCAGCCGGGUGUCCACCUGCACCUGCACGGCAUCAACAAGGACGCGCUGACCCACGCCGCCCCUGAAUACCACACCACCGGCUACAGCCGAGUCGGAUACGCCGGCGCCACCGGCCCCGAGUACGCAGGACCCUACAACAGGGCUGCACAUCUCGCUCCCUCUGCUCAAACCGUCCAAUAAAGGAGGACCAAAUACUUAAAUGUUAAUCAUAUAAAUAUGAAAAACCAGUCAGAUUUAAUUUAUUGCUACAGGAGAAGUUGAGAACCUCAAAAUAUGUAUCAAAUUGAUUUAGUACCUAGAUAAUAUUGUUUUAAUGAUUGAUUUUGAAGAUUCUCUGCUCCAUCCAAAGUGAAAUAGUCAAUUAACGUGCUAUAAUGGUGUGUUUUUUUAGAACAGAGAGCGACAUCAUGCUGAUGUUAGUUAUAAGCAGUUAUAAGUCUGGGCUAAAUUAUGUUGUUAAUUUAUAUUAAUUUAUUAUUAUGUAUUUAUUUAUGAGUAUAAGACACUCGCUGGAUCAGUAUUUAUUUAUUUAUUGUUGUCUGACUUUGAAGAGGUGCAUUUGCGAAAAUGUGUCUUUGUAAUAAAAAUUAGUACAGCGGUUCAAAUUUAAAAAUCAAAGUGCCUUAAUACUUAAGUACUUUUUAGACUCUGUAUAGUAUAAAAUUUCAAAGCCAUUGCAACUGAAGUGUUGCGACGAAAUUCAGUAAUAAUUAUUCAGUUACCUGAUCUUCAAUUUUAUGUAGCGCACACUUCCUCUAUAGAUCAACCAAUUUAAAUGCAUUUUUAUACAGAUGUGCAAGUCUCAAUAGAAUACAUAUUUCCUUUAGAAUUUACAUAGCUCUCAAGUACUUACUGUCAACCCAAAGAUUAUGUAUUAUAUUUUGUCCUUCUCUCAACACUGUACACUACAGAUUGAUUGUUCAAUAAAGCGUUAGUUGAAAAAAAAAUGAAAGAAAAUGCAAUAAUUUGUGUUUUAAUGAGUUUAA